This is a messenger RNA of Stegodyphus dumicola, 1029 nucleotides long. RefSeq lists its product as uncharacterized. NCBI's taxonomy places the organism in Eukaryota, Metazoa, Arthropoda, Arachnida, Araneae, Eresidae. The record is from RefSeq and is a predicted model, not a curated record.
AUGAGAACAUUACGUCAGCUUGCUAUAGAUGAGUUCACAAAUUUUCCAUUAGCAGCUGCAGUUCUACAGAGUGAUUUUUACAUGGAUGAUGUUCUAACAGGGUCAAUUUCAUUGAGGUUGGCAAAAGAGAUACAGCGUGAAUUAAUUGAGAUUUUAAAAAGUGCAAAUAUGACUCUGCACAAAUGGUGUAGCAACAAUCCGGAGUUUGCAGUUAACGUUGAUGAUGAAUACACAUUUCAGUGCGCGAAUGAAGUGUCAGCCUUUGGUGUUUCCUGGAAAACAGACAAAGAUUGUUUUAAUUUUAAAGUGAAACUAGAAAAUGAGUCUAAAAUUACUAAAAGGCAAGUUUUGUCAACAAUAGCAAGAAUCUUUGACCCGCUUGGUUUAUUGGGUCCCGUGAUAGCUAAAGCAAAAAUAUUUCUUCAGAGACUAAGGGUUUUGAAGCUCAAUUGGGACGAUCUUCUACCUGAUAAAGAAGCCAAAGAAUGGCAAAGGUUUUUCUCUGAACUACCACAUAUAAGUAAGUUAGAAAUUAACAGAUGCAUUCUUGUCGCAGAAGCAAUUGUUAUUGAGUUACACGAAUUUUGUGAUGCCUACGAGUUAGCUUAUGGAGCCGUAGUUUAUAGUAAAUCCGUCUCCCAGUAUGGUGAAGUGGUGAUAAGGCUGGUAACGAGUAAAUCAAAAGUUUCUCCUAUAAAGCAAGUUACCAUACCAAGGUUAGAGUUAUGCGCAGCUGUAUUGCUUGCGAAGUUAAUGACUCGAGUAAUAUCUGCUUUGAAACUUAAUGUGAAUAAUGUAUUUUUCUGGAGUGACUCUUCGAUAGUCUUGGCUUGGCUGAAAAAGGAGCCCUGUUGUAUGAAAAGGUUUGUUGCUAAUCGAGUUGCAGUGGUUCAAGAAAUGACGGAGGUGCGACAGUGGCAUCACGUCCCAUUUAAGCAGAAUCCUGCGGAUCUCAUAUCAAGAGGCGCUUAUCCGGUCAAACUUCAACUGUGUGAACUGAGGUGGCGUGGUCCCCCAUUUCUUCUUUAA